Molecule: messenger RNA, 1341 nt
Organism: Apis mellifera (honey bee)
Lineage: Eukaryota; Metazoa; Arthropoda; Insecta; Hymenoptera; Apidae
Gene: wkd
Product: TBC1 domain family member 10A
Exons: 5
Coding region: 243-1316 (357 amino acids)
Source: RefSeq, a predicted model, not a curated record
UUAUCAAGUGGAAACAAGAUACUUGACACGUAUAAAUGAUUAUAAUUCGUUAUACGAGCAUUUUGGGCGUUACAAAACACUAUUUUAUUGAGCAAUAUAUGAAGUAUUGAUAUCUUAAACUAUGAUUAUGUUAUUGUGUUAUUUUUUGAACUCAUUGAUGUCUAACUGUCAACUGUCAAUUCUAAAAAGCUGAGAUGUUUUCUUUUCUUAUUUGGUUUUAAUAUCACAAUUAGAAAAAUGCUAUGGCGUCCUCAGGAUCACAUAAUGGGGAUGCAGAAACUGAAAGUGAUAAGUUUGAAGGAUCUAAAAUUGAUCGACAUGGUUUUCUUCAAGAUUCCAAUUGUAGCUCUGAUAGUCUCAAUAAACAAGGUUUACCACCAGAGGUAAUGCUAAGAAGGGAACGAAAAUGGAUUCAAAUGUUAAAUAAUUGGAGUUAUUUUAUGAAUACAAAUUAUCGUAAAGUCAGAGAAAGAUGCAGAAAGGGUAUUCCACCUUCAGUAAGGCUUCGUGCAUGGCUAAAUCUUUGUGGAGGUCAAUUGUUAAUGGAUACGAAUCCAAAUUUAUUUGAAGAAUUGGUGGAACGAUCUGGUGAUCCAAAAUAUAUUGAUGAUAUUAAAAAAGAUCUUCAUCGCCAAUUUCCACAUCAUAUAAUGUUUAUUGGAGAAGCUCCUGGGCAAGAAGAAUUGUUUAAAGUAUUGAAAGCUUAUUCUAUUUUAAAUAGUAAAGUUGGUUAUUGUCAAGCCCAAGCACCUAUUGCAGCAUUUUUAUUAAUGCAUAUGCCAGCAGUACAAGCAUUUUGGUGUCUUGUUGCAAUAUGUGAUAAGUAUUUGAUUGGGUAUUAUAGUCAAGGAAUGGAAACAUUGUUACGAGAUGGAGAUAUUUUAUUUGCUCUUUUAAAAAGAGUAUCUCCUAUUGCUUACAAACAUCUGAAGAAACAAAAGAUGGAACCAAUUUUAUAUAUGACUGAAUGGUUCUUAUGUGUUUAUACACGAACACUGCCUUGGGAAAGUAUUUUACGAAUAUGGGAUAUGUUUCUUUGUGAAGGUGUCAAAAUUAUCUUUAAAGUUGGACUAGUUUUAUUAAAAGGCAGCUUAGGUCGUACAUCUCUUACUAAACAUUGUCCAACAGUUUAUGAAACUCUUCAAGUAUUAAGAAAUCCUCCUCAACAUAUUAUGGAAGAAGAAGCUUUAGUUCAUCAGAUUCGAAAAUUAAAUAUAACUGAAGAAGAUUUUGAAUACGAACAUCAACGUCAAGUAAUGUUAAAGCGGAAAACAACAGAACAAACAUCUUUUUCUACUGUUAAUCGGACAGAUUGAUAAAAAAAAAAAAAAAAAAAAUAGA